UUGGGCCACAAAGUGAACAUUUGCUCAGAUGUAUGGACUGAUUGUUUUAACCGGCAUUCAUACAUGGGCAUUACGGUUCACUUUGUGGACAAUAGUUGGACUUUGAGCAAGCGUUUAUGUGACAACCCGAACUUUUGAUGUUAUAAAUGUAAGAAGUGACGGCUAAAUAUGUAUAUGUCCCUCUUUUUCCCAACUUUAAAAAUAUAUAUAUAAUAAAAAAUAAAUAAACUAAUUAAUAAAAGAAUAUUAAUUUUUUUUUCAAGAAUAGCUUUGAUGAGUCAAGAGUAGGUUAUAUUAGUCAUUUUGUUGACUAAUCAAAGCUAAGAAUGUAGGCUUGAUUAGUAAAUAGUACGUGUCAUGAAUUGUACAUAAAAGAUACCAAUGAACACUUAUAUAUAUGUAUGUGAUCUUCUGUUACACCUCUUUGAGGUUUAAAAAAAAAGAGAGAGAUUACACCACUUCAUAAAAUUCACAUCUACACUAAAACAUACGCCGUUUUGACGUGAAACAAGAAGCAACACAAAGAAGGGAGAUUUACGAAGAAAGUAACGACGGAAAACGAAGGAUCUUUUCCUAAUAGUUGGAAAGUAAAUAAGGUUGAGCUGCAAAACGGUGAAGCAAGGGGGUUGAGAGAAAGUUCUUUUGAGUUGAUCUAAUGGCCCCUUUUCGAUUUACUGCUAGGAUGAGAACGUCACCGAUACAAAGCCCAGAAGAUAUAGUAGAAGAAUAUGAGGAAUGUGCUAUGCGCUUUAAUGAAGAUCUAGGAGAAUUUCUUGCUCGGUUCGGCAAGCUCUGGAGACGGGCCCAUCGGUAUGGGGUUGAUGAUAUGGACGGGAUUUCACGACUUGUUAGUCUACUACCUUCUACUUGGCAGCGAUGGGCGAAGAUGAUCUCCAGGGAUUAUAUUUUCUAUCGUAGGCCACGCUUUGUGUACACAGGUGAUUUCCUCCACUUCUUAGGGGAAAUUCAGUUGUGUUACACUGUGUACGGACAUGCUCCUCUAGGGCCAUAUAUAUUACCCGGUGACCCCAUCCCAGCAGGAGGAUCCAUACUUCCGGAUCAGCCGAGUAUCGUGCCUGGUAAAUGCCCGUCACGACCACUGCCGGAUGAAAGAAGGUGGUCACCAUUGAGGUGGUCACCAGUGAGGAUCCCUGAGGCCCAGACACCUAUGGAACAUGCUACAACGACAGACACUUCAGCAAAGAGGCACAGACAGGGUAAGGCCCCAGCUUGUACUCUUACCGACUUGAACAAUCAGCCAUGUACGGUGGGUACUGAUCGUUUACAGCCUCUAUCCACGACCCCACGCGUAUCUCCAGCUGAGGGGACUUCUCCGGUCUCUGUUUACCACCCACCGACUUCAGAGGAGCUCAAGUUUAAUGCUUGGAUAUUUAGUCAUUUUGAUGAGAUGACUCGUGGACGAUAUAGGCCAGGAGGGAGUCGUAUGACUGCCAUCGUCAUUAGCAGUUCUGAUGAUGAAGACAUUGAAGAAGAGCCAGAAGAAGAUAUGACCUGCAAGUCAGAAGCCAGUGUCACGAAACCUACAACACCUUAGUAGUAAAGUAGAUGUGAUCACUGUACUUAUCCGAAACAGACCCGCUGUGAGACUGUUUGGUUAUGUGUUUUUGUUUUGGGUGUAGUAGCUACUACUUUUGUAUGAUGUAU
Messenger RNA from Salvia splendens (bonfire salvia), 1665 nucleotides. RefSeq lists its product as uncharacterized. The transcript has 3 exons. The record is from RefSeq and is a predicted model, not a curated record. Lineage: Eukaryota; Viridiplantae; Streptophyta; Magnoliopsida; Lamiales; Lamiaceae. The coding region runs from base 656 to 1555 and encodes 299 amino acids.